Molecule: messenger RNA, 888 nt
Organism: Colius striatus (speckled mousebird)
Lineage: Eukaryota; Metazoa; Chordata; Aves; Coliiformes; Coliidae
Gene: INKA1
Product: inka box actin regulator 1
Exons: 1
Coding region: 18-848 (276 amino acids)
Cellular component (GO): nucleus
Molecular function (GO): protein kinase binding; protein serine/threonine kinase inhibitor activity
Source: RefSeq, a predicted model, not a curated record
CGGCGCCGCGGGCGCACAUGAACGGCCCGGGGCAGCCGUCGCACCCCGCCGGAGGAGCGCCGGGGCCGGCCCCCCGCCACCCGCGCCCCGGCUCCGCGGCGGACUCGGCCUGCAGCCUGGAGCCGGGAGGCGAGGAGGAGGACGGGGGGGGGCCGUCCACCCGCUCCCCCCCAGCCAGCGAACGCAGUCUGGAGUUUGACUCGGGGUACUCGGAGGCGUCGGGGGGCACGUGGCGGGAGGACGAGGCGCCCGUGCGGCGCCGGCACCCGCCGCCCUGCCAGCGGGCGCACCGGCUGUCCGCCGGCCCCGCGGCCCCGCCGCCCGCCCCCGCCCGCCGCACCCGCCCCAAAUCCACCUCGGACGCCUGCCUGGAGCAGUGGCGGGUGCUGGAGCCGGCCGACGCGCGGGACUGGACCGUGGCGCUGCUGUCGCAGAGCCGGAACCGGCAGCCCCUGGUGCUGGGCGACAACUGUUUCGCAGACCUGGUGGAGAACUGGAUGGACCUGCCCGAGGUGGGCGCCGAACCCAGGCGUGGAAGCCCCGCCGAGCCCUCCCGGCGGCUGGCCAAGCCUCCCGCUUUCCUGCUCAGCCUCUCGGGCAACGUCCGCCGCAAGCUGGCCAACAUGGCCCGGUCCCGGGGCGCCGAGGGGGCCCGGGCGGGUGCCCGCGAUGCCACCAAGCGCUUCUCCUGCCCGCUGGGGCUGGGGGGGCAACCCAAGGGCGCCUGUUUCCACCAGUCCCACAGCAACAUCGCCCAGCUGGCCACGGACUUCCACCGCUUCACCGCCCUCAUGAACAGCCGCAGCCGCCAGCCCAUCAUCUGCAACGACGUUAUCGGCUACAUUUAGCCCUGCCUGCCCCCUCCCCCGCUGUAAAUAAACCCCACUU